Molecule: messenger RNA, 1755 nt
Organism: Rotaria sp. Silwood1
Lineage: Eukaryota; Metazoa; Rotifera; Eurotatoria; Philodinida; Philodinidae
Source: the annotation of a GenBank genome assembly
AUGGCAACUGCAACUCGUCAGUAUGGUCGUCGCGGAGCAAGUAAUGCGAAUACGACGAAACCAGCUAGUUCUGACUCAGGUGUCCCAUUAUCUCCAUCAUCUACGACAGCUUCAAUAUCGACACCACCUCGUCGAUACGUUCUUGAUGUGCCAACAAGUCGUACAACACGUACAAGUCAUACAUCAGCAACUGAAGUAGCGGAUGAAUACGACGAAACAAAUGCACGGCGUGUAGGUGGUGAUAGUACAAUAGCUUAUUCUGAUGUUUUUACAACUGAUGCUUAUAAUAAUGAUGCAGAUCAAUUAUCACGCUCAGGUUCUAGAGAAUAUUAUUAUCGAGAUGGUGGAAUUGAAUUAUCAACAUCGGCAACAAAUCGUUAUUUAGAAGAUUCAACUGUUAAACAAUUAAUUCAAUCCAAUACAACAUAUUCAAAUACAGUAGCUGAAGAUCAAGAAGUUCAAGCAUUAACAGCAAAAGCUACACCGGAUGUGAAAAACUAUCCAAUUAAUGUUGAUCCUAAUCCAGAAUUAGUUGUUCGACCAAAUACACAAAGAUUAACAUAUAAACAAGAUAUUGCUGUUAGAUAUUUAAAACCAAAUACCCCACCACCACCAGGUCCUAUUAUUAUUCGUGAAAUUCGUGCACCACCUCCACCACCUGCUCCACCAAUAAUUCUUCGUCAACGUCCUCCACCACCACGUACACCUUCACCGAUUAUUAUUCGUGAGAAACCACCUGCACGUCCAAAAUCAGUACCAACAACUGUUAUUAAAAAGGUCAUUCCACCACCUCCACCACCACCUCGUAAAUUAAUUAUUGAACGUUUACCAAAUCUUCCACCCAAACCACGACCAGUUAUUAUUGAACGUUGGCUUCCAUAUCAUAAACAAAAACGUCAAGUUAUUCAUGAAAAAGCUAAACCAUUAGAACCGACGGCUCGUAUAAAAAAUACCAUUAUUGAAUGGCGUCCGCCAGAAGUUGAAGUUGUAAAAUAUGUGAAAAAAUUAGGAGUAGCAGAAGCUGAUCCACAACGAUAUUAUACACAACAUGGAGAUAAAUUAUAUGCAACAGAAUUUGUUCAACGUAAAUUAACUGAAUUAGGUUUACAAGAAGAAUUAGCUUUAAUGCAAGAACAACAAUUAUCUGCAUCAAAAGAAGAAACUGCCAUAGAACAAGCAGAUGAAUACAAUGUUCGACAAAUUCUUAAUAGUUAUAAUCAUUUAUCAUCUUCACGACAAAACUAUAGUGGAAGUACAAUAGCACGUCUUGUUCGAUCAUCAUCUCAAUCAGGUAUUGUUGAUGAAUAUGGUGAUCAACAACAAAUGCGUUAUGAAUAUGCAUCGGAUAAUUCUGGACCAGCUACUUAUGAAACACAUAGUUAUACAGUGGAUGGUACUUCAUCAAAUAUUCCUAUUCUUACGGAAGAAUUACUUUUACGAUCACAUGCAAAUAAUGGUGGUAAAUUUCCAACACAUCUUUUAACAAAACUUGGUUCACAAGUAUAUGAAAUGCCACCUGAACAAGUCGAAUUAGAUAAUAAUGGAAGACGAAUAACAACAACAACAACAACACGUUAUUAUACAGUUAAACCAGGUGAAACUGGUUAUGAAUCACUUGUUGAUGAAACAUCACCACAUUAUACAGAUGAAAAAUAUGUUCAAAUAAAAGCAUCAGAUUUAAAAGAUGUUUUAUCUAAUUAUGAUGUUUAUUCAAGUAAAGGAGUAAAAUUAGAAGGUGAACAAUUAAAUUAUUAA